AUGGAAGGAAUUCAGUAUAUUGAGCUCAUGGAGAUAAGUAAAGAUUAUUGUAAUCUAUUUCGUGAAUUGUACAGAAUAAGGAGAUUCAAUGAAGAAGAAAUAAAUAACUUUUACAAUGAAAUCAAAAGAAAAUUAAUUGAUACCAAAAUUUGUUCUCCAGAAAAGAUUCUCGACGAGAUAAUAUGUGCAUCCAAAUACAACAAUGGCUCGUAUAAAUCAUAUUGGUUUAUAUUCGAAAAGAUCCUUAAUGAUUAUCAUAUAUCCGAUGAACUCAAUUCUGAGGUUUUUGGUAUUAAUUAUCACAAUCAGUGUCAAAAGUAUUCAUUAGAAAUUCAUGAGCCAGGUUCAAUUUACAGAGCAAUUAUGGAAGAUGAUAAUAAAUCAUUCAUUGCAAUAAUUGAAAGUGAUGGAUCUUACGAGAAUAAAUUACUGUAA
This is a messenger RNA of Trichomonas vaginalis G3, 435 nucleotides long. RefSeq names its product proteasome regulatory particle assembly. The transcript has a single exon. NCBI's taxonomy places the organism in Eukaryota, Parabasalia, Trichomonadida, Trichomonadidae. Bases 1 to 435 code for a protein of 144 amino acids. The record is from RefSeq and is a predicted model, not a curated record.